This is a messenger RNA of Coregonus clupeaformis (lake whitefish), 3928 nucleotides long. Its product is annotated as pannexin-2-like. The record is from RefSeq and is a predicted model, not a curated record. Gene Ontology annotation, biological process: positive regulation of interleukin-1 production; monoatomic cation transport. The transcript has 6 exons. Gene Ontology annotation, molecular function: channel activity. Lineage: Eukaryota; Metazoa; Chordata; Actinopteri; Salmoniformes; Salmonidae. The coding region runs from base 712 to 2679 and encodes 655 amino acids.
GCUCUGUAGCGGCUAGCCCGCACUGCAGUGACUCUUAGCACGCCGAGGAUGCACAAGACCGGAAGAUGGAAUCGGUGUAGGUAUCCCUAUUGAUCUGGGUAUACUAUAAAUCCAUACAAACUCAUCCACCGGAGACCACACUCUUUGAGAACUGAGAGAAAGAUAAUCUAUCCUUCCUUUUACCUGACACACUGUGUGUGGACCAAGGCCAGGUAAAAGUGAGAGAGGACAAAAGCACAGAAUGUACACAGCAAAACUGGAACCCACUGUAAACCACUGACUGAACACAAUGUCCUUCCUCAGUGAGGGAAGAGACAGUCAGAAACCAUCAAUCUGUCUCACUCACCGUCAGUGAACAUACCCAAGACUGUCCAUCAAAACCCAGUUGUUCCUGCCGCCACCACAUGACCAGCUCUGGCCUUGAGACCGCCAGUCCUGUGUGAGUUAGUGUGUAACAGUGUGAGUGGAUGUAGCUAGGAUGAGGGGGCAGGAAGUGGGAGGUCCCACUUACAGUCAGUGAAAAUCCCAAGACACCCAAGAGACUGUCCAUCACAUCAAGACCCAGCCAUUACUGACUUUACAUAACCACAUAACCAGGACUGGCCUGGAGACAGCCAGUCCUGUGUGUGUGUGGAAGUAUCCCAGUGUGUGUGAGUGGGUGGAGGUAUCUAGGAGGAGGAGGAGGGGGUGGCCGUUGUCUUCUCAGGCCGGAUGCAGAACAUCCUUGAGCAGAACUUAGACAUGGCCACGGCUCUGCUGGCGGGGGAGAAGCUGAAGGAGCUGAUCCUGCCUGGCUCUUCCCAGGAUGAGAAGGGAGGAAUGCUGGCCGGCCUCAUGGUCCAGCUCAAACUGGAGCUACCAUUUGACCGCGUCGUCACCAUCGGCACCGUCAUCAUACCCAUCCUGCUCGUCACUCUCGUCUUCACAAGGAACUUUGCAGAGGAGUCAAUCUACUGCUACACGCCUCACAACUUCACCCGUGACCAGGCCCUGUACGCACGAGGCUACUGCUGGACAGAGCUGCGUGACGCCGUGCCCGGGGUGGAGCCUGACCUUCGACCUUCGCUGUUUGAGCACAAGUUCCUACCCUACGCCCUGCUGGCCUUCGCCGGCAUCAUGUACAUCCCUGCUUUGGGCUGGGAGUUCAUGGCCUCCACAAGACUUACCUCCGAGCUCAACUUCCUGCUUCACGAGAUCGACAACUGCUACCACCGGGCUGCUGAGGGCCGGGCACCUAAGAUCGAGAAGCAGAUCCAGUCCAAAGGACCAGGUAUCACGGAGAAAGAGAGACGAGAGAUCAUCGAGAACGCAGAGAAGGAGAAGAGCCCCGAGCAGAAUCUGUUUGAGAAGUACCUGGAGAGGCGAGGCCAGAGCAACUUCCUGGCCAAGCUGUACCUUGCGCGCCACCUGGCCAUCAUGUGCCUCAGCUCCAUCCCCAUCUCCUACCUGAGCGCCUACUGGCACCGCCAGCGCCAGAACGAGUUCAGCUGUGCCCUGGGGGAGCCUCCAGACUCUAGCAGCAUCCCUGAGCUGAGGCUCAGCGUCAACUGCAAACUGCCAGCCGUGCAGCUGCAGCGCAUUAUGGCCGCCGUAGACAUCGCCCUGCUGAGCACCAUGAACCUUGUCAUCCUGAUCAACCUACUGCACCUGUUCGUGGUGCGGAAGUCCAACUUCGUGUUCGACAAACUGCACAAAGUGGGCAUCAAGACGCGGCGGCGCUGGCAGAAGUCCCAGUUCUGUGACAUCAAUAUCUUGGCCAUGUUUUGCAACGAGAACCGCGACCACAUCAAGUCACUCAACCGGCUGGACUUUAUCACCAACGAGAGCGACCUCAUGUAUGACAAUGUGGUGAGGCAGCUGCUGGCCGCCCUGGCCCAGUCUAACCAUGAUGCUACGCCCUCUGUGAGGGACUCGGGCAUCCAGACCCUAGACCCCAACAUGGACCCCUCUCUCUUGGGGGUGGGAGAGCUGGGAGGGGAGCCGCUGGUCAUCAAACGACCACGCAAGAAGAUGAAGUGGAUCCCCAGCUCCAACCCCCUCCCUCAGCCCUUUAAGGAACCUCUGACAAUGACGCGUUUGGAGAACAGCACUAAGACUGAGAAGCCCAAACCGGUGAGGAGGAAACCAGUGGCAGAGCACUAUGUUGCUCCAUUAAGCAAGAGCACACAGUACCCACCCUCUGCCAAAGAUAUGAGCGCAAUGGAGAAAAAGCACAGUCGCAACUUUACCCUGGAUGUCCACCCAUACAUGCUGACCAUCCGUAAGCCCACCAAGGUAGAGACAGUCAGCACAGAGCCUCUGCCCCCUGACCACACCCUGGACUCUGUGUUCAUCGAGGGCACACACACCAUUGUCCAUGUCUCUGCUUCUAUCACAGAAAAGAAAGAUCGCACCCCAGAGUCCACCAACACGGUCUUCUCUACAGUGACCGUCCCCACCAGCAUCUAUCUGAACGGUGCCACUCCCAACCCACCCUCCCUCGCUGACUGCCACUCUACAGAUUCGCUGAUCAAACAAGAGGAGCCUGAUGCCCAGGCUGCAGUCUUCACUCGGAUCCCUUCCCACCAGCUUAUAAGUAUGCACCAGAUACUCAGUAUGGAGGAAGAGGGAGCAGGAGGCCAGGGGGCCAGACUGGCUGAGAGACCCGGGGGGGAACUAAUCGCUGCUGGGGAGUCCUGAGGAGGAGACACACACGUCCCCCCUCAAAAAAUUUCCCCAAACACAGCAAUAUGUACUCACCACUACCAUGCCAAUCACUGUCUGCCUAUAGAAAAACCACCUUGUCCCCCUGUGCUCACAACUUACUACUUCUCUGGUGAAGGGACUGAGUGAGGGUGCCGAUGGUGCUGAACCAUAAUUUUUAGCUGGAGUGAUGAAGAUUUAAUAAGAUGCAGCAAAAGAGUGGAUACUGGUUCAAUGUGUGCUGAUAAACCCAGUCAUCUGCUGUAACUUUCUCCGCACAUGAUUUGUCCAGGAUGGGGAGCAAGGAGACUUUGUUGAAAUGCAGACAGCAUUUGGUGCUCAUAUCUUGGAGAGGAAGCAGCUCAUAUUACAUAACCUAGGAAAGAGAAAAGGGAAGGUGGAAUGCAAAUACAUACCGUUUGGUUUGAAGCUUUUUACACACAUUUUAGUAAAGCACACCAUGUAAAAGACUGCUUCACCAACAGCUACAUUAUGAAAACAUGUUUAUAAAAACAUUAAUAUUAUUGCUUAUUGUUCCUCUAUCCAUGUAUACUGAAAGCCCAUGCAAUACAUGUUUAAAAUCUGCACUGCAAUAUAUGCAAAAUAAUAUGCAAUAAUGUAUACACUUCCAAUUUACAAUACAUUUUACAUACUGUAAAUCAUCUAUGGACUGUAGCCCUAUAUCGGUUGUUGUGGUGCGCUUCACACAUAAAUGUUCCAUUAGUUAAUCAGUGUCAUUUGACCACACAGAAGACAGAGGAGGCGAAGUGAGAAUGCACCCACCUUACUGAAGAUUGGGCUCAGAAGUUGCAAUCUGUAACUUUAAUUUUCUCAGUGGCACACAGACCUAUCCAAGAAGUGAAACAAAAACAAAAUGGAUACAUUUGUUUUAGUUCUCCUUGUCGUGAUAUCUCUAAUUAACUAACUAUGUUUCAUUGUUACCCGUUUAAAUGAAUCAUGUAACAAUUAACUAAUUGGGAUCUGGGGCACCAUGAGAGAGGUUCUUUAAAGAGUUACCAUCUCCUGAAUUAAACUCUAAAAGGUCUUUACCUAUCACAUCUAUAAACAGUCAACGUAUUAAUGAUAACCUCAUAUCAUAUCAUCAUUCUGAACAGUCAUAACCACCUUGCAUCUGCAAAAAUCCGAGCCUUACUUUUGAUUCAAUACUACACAAAUUGUUUUAAUUAUUUAUUUACUAGCUAAUUAAAUGGGAACACAGGAUAAACAUACACACUCUGCAACGGUU